UAUAUAACUCGAGCUGCGGGAAAACAUACAUGCCAGCCAUGAAUCACACGCGACGACUGAUCAUUUUCAAUGACAACACGAAGUCGAUCCCAAUACACGCUAAUCUGGGACUCGCUCAGCAAUUCCAUCGUCAGCUGCCCGGAUACACCAGCACGCCGCUGAUUCCUCUAGAGGAUGUCGCAAGCAAGUUAGGCGUCAAAUCUAUCUUUGUCAAAGAUGAGAGCAGUCGACUUGGGCUUCCGGCAUUCAAAAUACUAGGUGCAUCAUGGGGUUCAUGCCGUGCGAUCAUAGCCAAGUCAGGAAUCGCCGAAGACUCUUCUCUCCAAGACAUCGCUCAUGCAGCUCGUCAAAUGUCAACUACACUCAUUACAGCCAGCGCAGGAAACCAUGGCAGAGCAUUGGCAGCGAUGGCGCGGAUUCUCGAAGUACCUGCGCAGAUCUUUGUGCCGCGCACCGUCAGCGAACAAGCGAUUCAGCUGAUCUCCUCGGAAGGGGCCCAGGUUACUGUGUCCGAUCAGGACUAUGACGGAGCGAUAAAAGAGGCAUGGGAUGAAGCCAAGGCUAUAGAAGGUGGUUUGUUCAUCCAAGAUACAGCAUUUGACAACUACUCAGAGAUCCCUCAAUGGAUCGUGGAAGGAUAUUCUACCCUGCUUGCGGAAGUUGAGGAGCAACUUCAAAAUGAUAACCUCAAAGCGAAUCUUAUUGUGACCCCUGUUGGUGUAGGUUCUUUGGCGCACGCAGUCGUCCGUCAUUGUAAAUCCAACAACCGGCAAUGUGCAGUUAUGACCGUGGAACCCGACACAGCUCCUUGUCUGUAUCAUAGUUUGAAAGCUGGAAAGCUAGUAUCAGUGAGCACUUCGAAGACGAUUAUGGAAGGGAUGAAUUGUGGAACAGUGUCAAGCACCGCGUUUAAUGAUUUGCAGUCGGGCGUGGACGCGAGCAUGACCAUUUCGGAUUUCGAAUCGUAUCAAGCUACCAAGUACCUUGCAGAGCGAUCCGUCAGCAGUGGUCCAUGUGGAGGUGCGGCUUUUGCCGCCCUACGGCGUCUUGCAGACACUCCCUCACGCCCUUCUUGGCUUAAUGAAGAUGCCGUAGUCGUGAUUCUGAGUACUGAAGGCCAGCGCCAUCACGAUAUCCCACUGGACACCUCUAUCAGCGACCCUGAUCUUUUGCAAGCUCCCGGAGUAGGAGAAGAAGCGGUGUGGCGUUAG
Molecule: messenger RNA, 1211 nt
Organism: Periconia digitata
Lineage: Eukaryota; Fungi; Ascomycota; Dothideomycetes; Pleosporales; Periconiaceae
Source: the annotation of a GenBank genome assembly